Messenger RNA from Penicillium verrucosum, 1026 nucleotides. RefSeq names its product FAD-dependent oxidoreductase. Bases 1 to 1026 code for a protein of 341 amino acids. Lineage: Eukaryota; Fungi; Ascomycota; Eurotiomycetes; Eurotiales; Aspergillaceae. The record is from RefSeq and is a predicted model, not a curated record. Gene Ontology annotation, molecular function: FAD binding; D-amino-acid oxidase activity. The transcript is spliced from 3 exons.
AUGCCAUCUUGUACAUCCAAGAACACGCGAGUCGGUAUUAUUGGUUCUGGUGUGAUCGGGCUUACCAGUGCUUUGUUACUUGUUGAUGCUGGAUACGAUGUCAUUAUUGUAGCCCGGAAUCUCCCUGGCGAUGAAACAACAGAAUGGGCCAGUCCUUGGGCAGGCGCUCUGCUUGCACCACAUCCAGAUACGGGCUUUAAUGAGCUCCAGGAAUAUUCAAUCAAGAAGUACUUUGAACUAGCGGAUCACGGUCCUCGAAGUGGUAUCAGAAAACUCAAUAUCACCGAGUUUUAUGACGACCGUGCGGACGAUUCAACGAUAUGGUACAAAUCAAUCUUACCCGAUUUCACCCCCAUCCAGUCCACCGACAUGCCACCAGGAGCGACAAUCGGAUUCACGUACAGUGGACUGACCGUGGACCCGAGAAUGUUCCUACCAUGGAUCGCCCAGAAGUUGGUUGACCGAGGAGUGAAAUUUGUACGGGGGAAGGUUGAAUCUUUCCAAGAAAUGCAGAACCUAAGCCAGGCCAGUAUCGUGGUGAACGCAUCAGGAUUGGGUGCGCGGGAGCUUGCUUCAGAUGAUAGCUCGAUAUCCAUUCGAGGCCAGACUAUGUUUGUCCGAAAGCAGGAUGACGAUGACUUUAACCGCGCUGUUAUCCUGCAAGGGUCCCAGUAUACCUAUGUCAUUCCCAGGGCAAGUGGGGGAGUCAUCCUCGGUGGUGUAAGUCAACCGGGGAACUUCGCUGUUGAUCCUGAUAUGGCUCUGCGAACGGAUAUUCUCGAGCGAGUCAAUAGUAUGACGAAGGGCGACUUUGGCUGGGUUGAUACCGAUAGAGAUGUUUCUAGGGAUAUUGUCGGCUUUAGACCGGCUCGGAAGGGGGAGUUCGGGUCGAGAGAGAAGGAAAUAUCAUUCAUGCUUAUGGAGCUGGUAGUCUGGGUUAUGUUUACUCCUGGGGAAUGGCAAAUCAGGUUCUUGGUUUGGUUGAAAAUCACUAUAAAGCGCAUAUAUAAGAAUAUAUCAGUCUAG